AUGUUUCCCUAUAACUGGUUUUCCUCACUAAUUUCAUCAAUCUAUAUCCCGAUUCAUUUUCUCGCCAUAAUCUAUCUGGCAUUCGCAUUCAACACACGAUUUUCGGCUCAAAAAUCAUCGAAAAAAUCGUCGUCGGAUUCUUUGAGCCUGACAGAAUGGUAUAGGCUCAAUCUAUAUUUUCAAGGAGGACUGGCGAUUCUGUUUAUCCCAGAGAUUUUGAUCUCUUUGCUCAAUGGAUGGUAUUAUAUGAUUUGCACCAAAGAUUCUUUAUAUACUGGACCAUUUUCUGGAACUGUUGUAGCCCUCUGGACUUUGACAAAAGUUUCAGACCUGGCUGAAACUUUCAUGCUAAUCACAGAAGGUCGAAAACCCCUAAGCAUCCAUAUUAUCCAUCAUUUUGUCUCGCUAACAUAUGCUUUCACAUUUUAUGGCUAUGGUUUUGCGAUUCAUCGCUGGAUUAUAUUUUUGAAUCUUAUUGCUCAUGUUAUAUUAUAUGCCUAUCUUUCGGAUACGAAGAUUUUUGGAUGGCCACCGUGUUGGGCGACGGUUUGUAUUUCGCAAAUGCUUCAAUUAAUUUUGCCGCUUUUCGCGAGUUUUAGUAUCAAUGUGGUGAGUUUUUUCUGGAAUUCUGUCUGAAAAUCCCGAAUUUCUCAUCGGAAAAUGCAGGUUUACUUGUGUUUUCAAAUGAAAAACCAAAGAUUUUCAGGCAAAAUUUCAUAGAAAUGUCAUUUUCGCGCUGAAAAUUUGGCUGAAAAUUGGAUUUUUGACAUAUUCUCAAGAGAAUUUGUGAAAUUUCUAGAUUUUCAGAGAAAUUUUCAGCUGAAAUUCUGUCUAAAAAUCCCAAAUUUCUCAUCGGAAAAUGCAGGUUUACUUGUGUUUUCAAAUGAAAAACCAAAUAUUUUCAGACAAAAUUUCAGAAAACGAAAAUAUUCAAAAAAUACUCCGAAAUUGUCGUUUUCCAAUUGGAAAUAUGCGAAAAUGCAGGUUUUCUUGCAUAUUUUGAAAUGGAAAAUGGCAGGGAUGCGGAAGCUAUGCUCAAAAUUUGAAUUUUCACGAAAACUUGUCAUUUUCGCGCUGAAAAUUUGGCUGAAAAUCGGAUUUUUGACAUAUUCUUCAAUGAAUUUGUGGAAUUUCUGAUUUUCAGCUAAAUUUUCAGCGCGAAAAUGGCAGAGAUGCGGAAACUAUGCCCAAAAUUUAAAAUUUUCACGAAAACUUGUCAUUUUCGCUCUGAAAAUUUUGCUGGAAAUCGGAUUUUUGACCUAUUCUUCAAUGAAUUUGUGAAAUUUCUGAUUUUCAGCUAAAUUUUCAGAGCGAAAAUGGCAGAGAUGCGGAAGCUAUGCCCAAUUUUUGAAUUGUCCUUUUCGCGCUGAAAAUUUGGCUGAAAAUCGGAUUUUUGACAUAUUCUUCAAUGAAUUUGUGGAAUUUCUGAUUUUCAGCUAAAUUUUCAGAGCGAAAAUGGCAGAGAUGCGGAAGCUAUGCCCAAUUUUUGAAUUGUCCUUUUCGCGCUGAAAAUUUGGCUGAAAAUCGGAUUUUUGACAUAUUCUUCAAUGAAUUUGUGGAAUUUCUGAUUUUCAGCCAAAUUUUCAGCGCAAAAAUGGCAGAGAUGCGGAAGCUAUGCCCAAAAAAACCAAUCACUUUCCAGAAAUUGGCUCGCGGUCAAAAUCACUGUGAUGCUUCAGCCGGCUCAUUAUUCCUCAUUCAAAUUGGCCUCAUAAUUCUGACGGCAAUGUUUGCCGAUUUUUAUUAUGCCCGAAUCAAAGCUUUUAGGCAAAAGAAUAGGGAUAAGAGAGAGCAGAAGAGACGCAGACAACAAAAGUGAGUUUUUUGGCUAAAUUGAAAUUAAAUGAGAUUCAUUUCGCCCCUUUUUUUACAGAAUCCAAAAUGAGGACGAAGAAAAAGAAGCGGAAAAAUUGGUGAAUCGCAAAAAAUCGAGCGAAACUGUGAUGUUUCAACGAGAUUUUCCCGAUUUGCGAUCCGUUAUUUUUAGCCCGUGA
Messenger RNA from Caenorhabditis angaria, 1994 nucleotides. The record is from the annotation of a GenBank genome assembly. Lineage: Eukaryota; Metazoa; Nematoda; Chromadorea; Rhabditida; Rhabditidae.